Penicillium malachiteum is the source of this 1929-nucleotide messenger RNA. RefSeq names its product putative PHD finger domain protein. The transcript is spliced from 3 exons. The record is from RefSeq and is a predicted model, not a curated record. Gene Ontology annotation, biological process: regulation of DNA-templated transcription. The coding region runs from base 1 to 1929 and encodes 642 amino acids. Lineage: Eukaryota; Fungi; Ascomycota; Eurotiomycetes; Eurotiales; Aspergillaceae. Gene Ontology annotation, cellular component: Rpd3L-Expanded complex; Rpd3L complex; nucleus.
AUGCCGAUGACCGAUGAAACCGAUCACAGCGGCGGGGUCAUUCUCGAUGGCCCCUUCGAUCCUGACGCGCAGGCGACCGUAACUGAUUUCAUCGACUAUACGGAAUACCUCCCAGCCGAUCUUAUCCGUUCCCUCACCCUUAUCCGUGGUCUUGACGACCGCUAUCUCGACUCCGCGCAAGACAUCCAUGAGCUCACCAAGACCUACGGACAACUUCCUGAACUCGCAUCCGAUGAGCGCCCCAGCGCGAUUGCCCUUCGCCGCGAUAUCUCACACCAGCUGGAUCGCGCGAUUAAUUCCCGGGAAUCUGCCUACGCAGAGGCUUGCCGCAUCUAUGAUGUUGUGGAUCGCCACUUUGAUCGCUUGAGCUGCAUUCGCCAGAAACUGGAGACCCUACCGAGACCCCCUUCUAUUGAGCCAUCGCCUCCACCUGAGUCUAAUGCGAAGCGUUCGCGCAAGGACAAGAAAUCGGGUGCACCCACGCCGCGUAUCACCUUGCGCCUGGAUGGCAAACCCGGAAGUUCGCAGAAGUCCAGAUCUCGACGCGCCGGUGUCGCAGACCACCUAGUCGGCUUUAACCCGGACUCUCCGAUUGCCAGCACCGAGCAGUCAGAUGCCGAGGCUGAUCUUGACAUAGUUGCACCCAAGCCUGCUAAACCCUCAAAGAAGGAGAAACAUGCCCGACGACCUAGCUCGGGUACCCAAGCUUUGACAAGUGCUGCGCUUGCUCUGUUAAAGCCCCCGCCUCCAGACGCGAAAAUUGGUAGCGAGGAUUUGCCAUGGCUGCGACUGACCGAGUGGGAGAUGACUAGGCUGCGGAAGAAGAUGAAGAAGAAUGCAGUCUGGCAGCCAAGCGAAGUGAUGAUCCAUCGUGAACUAUCCCUCUCUGGUCGUGGCUGGGAGGCCUACCGCGCUGCCAAGGCUCUGGCUGAAGAGGCUGGAGAUGAUUUGAUUGAUUGUGACAAUAUUGAGCUGACCCACCGAGGCGAGAAGCCAAAGGAAUUGGAUCAGACAAAGCUAAGCAACCGAGGCAUGAAGUUGAAUGAGGCUAAGAAGCUAAAGCGAGAGUUGCUCGCACGAGAAGCGGCAGCUAAUGGAGAGAUAGAUUUGACUGUGAAGCUUCCAGCUGUUCAAGAGACACCUGUUAGCCGAUCAUCACGUAAAAGAAAGCGGGAGGUCGCCGAAGAUGAUAUUGAGGAAUUCCUGUUUGAUCCGACAUCUGCGCCGGUGCCUCCUGUACUGGCACCCCCUGUACUGGCACAAGCAACAUCAAAAUCACGUCGACGAUCCAGUCGAGGAACAGGUCCCAAUGGCCUAGGGGAUGCGCCCCUCCCUGUUCCCACGAUUUCGACCAAACCUACCAACACACCUACCCCACCUGUGACGCGACCUUCAUCUCGACGCUCUGCGGCCGCAGCGGCCGAGCUUGGCGGCUUGGCUAGUGGUGCCUCCAUAAAUGCAGCUGGUGCACGAGACCUGCGUAUCAAGAGCGCUACGCCGGCCCGUAAGACUCCAAUUCGGGAGACUUCUCACGCACCCAGUGUUCCAGGCCCAGCUCGUCGACGAAAGCGUCCCGCACCUGGUCCUGUUUCCUCUGGUCAGGAUGGUGGUGCCGCUGUGAGCUAUGGCCGUCGUAAGGCCAAGCCAGGAAAGAAGCGUCUUAGCAUUCUGGACGAUGUUCGUGUUGACGAAGACGGGGUUGUUGAGAAGAUUGAUGCAAAUGAACCGCGAUACUGUCUCUGUGGAGACGUGAGCUUUGGAACGAUGAUCUGCUGUGAGAAUCAAGAUUGCGAUCGCGAAUGGUUCCACCUCGACUGUGUUGGCCUGUCUGAGGUCCCUUCGCGUACAGCUAAAUGGUACUGCCCUGAGUGUCGCGUGAAGUUGAGUAAGGGCAUUGAUGGGAUCGUCAAAGGCGGGUCUCGGCGAUAA